Alexandromys fortis (reed vole) is the source of this 1231-nucleotide messenger RNA. It is a transcript of the gene Mad2l2, whose product is annotated as mitotic arrest deficient 2 like 2. Lineage: Eukaryota; Metazoa; Chordata; Mammalia; Rodentia; Cricetidae. Gene Ontology annotation, cellular component: zeta DNA polymerase complex. The transcript is spliced from 8 exons. Bases 308 to 943 code for a protein of 211 amino acids. The record is from RefSeq and is a predicted model, not a curated record.
UGGGCGUGACCGAUGGCAGCGCUGGAUCCGCGGGAGCAUCGCGGUUGUUACUGAGGCCGGGGGAUACUGAGGGACCUGCGGAGGGUCCCGGCCGGUGGCUUCCGUCGCCCGAGCAAAGUUUCGAACCUGAGGCCGAAACCCGAGCCGACGAUCGGAGAGGAGCGCGGAGAGGGCGGGAUUUCCGCCGGGAGGGAUCCGGCCGCUCAGGGGGUGGGGCUUCCCGGACUGGGCUGCGUUUCCCGCGUGCGGGGCGGGGUGCCGUGGGUCCCUGCUGACACCCUCCGCGCCCUCCCCCAGGCGGCCAAGGAUGACCACGCUCACGCGCCAAGACCUCAACUUUGGCCAAGUGGUGGCCGACGUGCUCUCCGAGUUUCUGGAGGUGGCCGUGCACCUGAUCCUCUAUGUGCGCGAGGUCUACCCAGUGGGCAUCUUCCAGAAGCGCAAGAAGUACAACGUGCCGGUUCAGAUGUCCUGUCACCCGGAGCUGAACCAGUACAUUCAGGACACUCUUCACUGCGUCAAACCGCUGCUGGAGAAGAACGAUGUGGAGAAGGUCGUGGUGGUGAUUUUGGAUAAAGAACACCGUCCGGUGGAGAAGUUUGUCUUUGAGAUCACCCAGCCGCCCUUGCUGUCCAUCAGUUCAGACUCCCUACUGUCUCAUGUGGAGCAGCUGCUGCGAGCCUUCAUCCUGAAGAUUAGUGUGUGUGACGCUGUCCUGGAUCACAACCCUCCAGGCUGCACGUUCACAGUCCUUGUGCACACGAGAGAAGCUGCCACUCGAAACAUGGAGAAGAUACAGGUCAUCAAGGAUUUCCCCUGGAUCCUGGCAGAUGAACAGGAUGUCCACAUGCACGAUCCCCGGCUGAUACCCCUAAAAACCAUGACAUCGGACAUCUUAAAGAUGCAGCUCUAUGUGGAAGAACGUGCUCAUAAAAACAGCUGAAGGCAUGCCUGCCACCUGAUGCCCAGCUGCACCACUCGGGGGCCCCAGCCCAGGGCAGUGCUGCAGGGCCCCCCGACUCCAAGUGCUCUUAUCGCCUUGACAUGUGGCCGCCCCUCUGGCUGGGAUGCUCGGUCCUGCUUGCCUUCUUGAGGCAGCCUUCCCCGGAGGUUAGGGAAGAACGCAAGGACAGACACCAUUUCUCAGCAGCCUCCUGGGGCUCAGCCGGCUAACACCGUCCAUCUGAAAUACUGUGUUGUGAAUUAUUGUUAAUAAAGGGGCCCCAAGGGC